AUGGCGCAUCCAUCCCCCGAUGCCUCGACAACUGUAGUGGUCGUGGGCGCUGGUCCCUCCGGGCUGAUGCUGGCAUGCAACCUAGUCCGCUACGGAAUUCCCGUCGUGAUCCUAGAUGACCGACUUGACAAGACAUCGACCGGCAAGGCGGAUGGCAUGCAGCCCAAGACCAUUGAGACCUUCAAGCAGCUCCGGCUCGCAGAUUCACUACUUCGCAACGGUGUCCGCGUGUAUGAUAUCUCGUUCUGGGAAUCCACCGAAAACACCACGUUGCACCGAAAGGGUCGACAGAUACACUACCCAGAUCAUCUUGUGGGAGCCGCAGAUCCCUAUAUCCUUCUGGCGCAUCAAGGGAUGAUAGAAGGAGUGCUCAUUGAGGAUAUUGAAGCACGCGGAGUGCGGGUUACUCGCAACAGCCGCUUUAUAGCUUGGGUCAUUGACACCGACUUUCCGGACCUCUGGAGCAAAGUGGCUGUUCGCUCUCAUUCAGUGGGCUCUAUUCUGUGGAUCCCUCGGGAGCGCAAUAUGACACGAUUGUAUGUUGAAUUGAGCUCCACUGAAGGAGAACGAGUAGACAAGACCAAAGCAACGCCGGAAUAUGUUAUGGCGCUGGCCAGGAAGGCCAUGGCGCCGUUCAAGCUGGAGUGGAAGUCAAUCGAAUGGUUCGGGAACUACGUGGUGGGCCAACGAGUUGCGAGUCACUUUAACGACGACGAUAUGCAAAUUUUCAUUGCUGGCGAUGCUGGACACUGCCACUCCGCGCUGGCCGCCCAAGGAGCCAACACUAGUAUGCACGACAGCUUCAAUCUCGCUUGGAAGCUUAAUCUGGUCUGUCGAGGACUGGCCAAAAGGUCCCUGCUAGCCACAUAUGAAGAAGAGCGCCGUAAAGUUGCCAUGGAUCUUAUCCGCUUCGAUGCAGAACACUGCAACGCCUUUGAGCAAGGCGAGGUCGCGCUGGCCAAGAAUUUCGAUGACAACAUUCGCUUCAUCUCGGGAGUUGGCGCAGAGUACUCAAGCGGCCUGUUAACAAAGAUUCAGUCUGAUCUAGUCACUGGAGGAGCGCUUCGCCCUGGAGCGCUGCUGGCACCCGCAAAAGUGACUCGAUAUAUCGAUGCGAAUCCGGUCGAUAUCCAGCUGGAUAUUCCGAUGUUGGGGCAAUUUCGAAUCUAUGUAUUGGUUCCAGAUAUACUAUCCAUGAAGAACUUCCUUGAUGCAUUUUGUGCCAGGUUGAAGAACCCCAAGUCGAUAUUGGGUCGGGAGUCCGCUCUCGCACAGCAGUCGUAUAACGAGACACCGCGAGGGAAGGCAGCGUCUGAUGAAUACGUUCAGCCACAAAGAUAUACAACUGUUUCCCACCUCUUUACACUGUCUCUUGUCACCAAGUCAUCGAAAUCUGACUUUGAGCUCAGUGAUCUGCCGGACAUCCUUCAACAGAGCCGAUGGACCUUAUACCUGGACAAUGCGGAUGAGAAGUCCUGUACGGACAAAUGGGUGGGAAAGUUGAAUAGUAACGAAGCUGCCAUCAUCAAUGUCCGACCGGACGGAUACGUGGGAUCUCUGAGUUUAUGGACGGAGAAGGAAGGGGACAAAGCUGCUGACUGGGUGGAGGAGUACUAUGCAUCGUUUCUGACAUAG
Aspergillus lentulus is the source of this 1635-nucleotide messenger RNA. Its product is annotated as 3-hydroxybenzoate 4-monooxygenase. Gene Ontology annotation, molecular function: FAD binding; oxidoreductase activity. The record is from RefSeq and is a predicted model, not a curated record. Lineage: Eukaryota; Fungi; Ascomycota; Eurotiomycetes; Eurotiales; Aspergillaceae.